Messenger RNA from Aspergillus pseudotamarii, 1222 nucleotides. RefSeq names its product DJ-1/PfpI family protein. Bases 35 to 718 code for a protein of 227 amino acids. The record is from RefSeq and is a predicted model, not a curated record. The transcript has a single exon. NCBI's taxonomy places the organism in Eukaryota, Fungi, Ascomycota, Eurotiomycetes, Eurotiales, Aspergillaceae.
CAUCAUUCUUCUUCAAUACAAGCAAAUCCACAAAAUGGCACCACUUCAGCUCGGUAUCGUCCUCUACGACUUCCAGCUCCUCGACGUCGCUGGCCCAGUCGACCUCCUCAUCUCCGGAUCCAAAGUCAUGCUAAGCACCAUUAACCGCGAUGGAUUCAUCCCAGACGACAUGGUAGACCAGGGCAUUGACAUCAACUUCCACUAUAUCGCCCCGACCAUGGACACCGUGACUCUCAUGAGCGGCUUCAAGCUGCAACCAACCACCACCUUCGAAAAAUGUCCCAAGCUCGACGCAAUCCUCCUGGGUGGCCCUGGCCCCGAUUUCUGGAACAACAUCCCCGACUCCUACCGCGAAUUCCUACACCAGAAGGUGGAUGAGGUCCAAUAUUUCUUCACCACCUGCACGGGUGCUAUUGUGGCCGCUAAGGCUGGCUUGCUCCGCGGUAAGCGCGCGACAACCAAUAGCGAAUUCCUUGAGUACAUCAAAGAGGAGUGUCCCGACACUACCUGGGAAACGGCUCGUUGGGUAAUCGAUGGCAAGUUCUGGACUGCGGGUGGUGCCUUUGCGGGAAUUGAUAUGUUCGAGCAUUGGCUUGAGGGCAGGAGGAGUGAUGCUGUGGUUACCUUGUCUCGUUCUAGCCUUGCGUAUCAGCCCAGGGAUAUCAAUGGUAAGGAGAUUCGUCAGUUGGGGCCAAACUGGGUGGUCGGGAGAAAUUAGACUGCUUGUGGAUUUUGAAUGACCGGUUGAUGUUUGUGAAUGGAGAGUUUAGUAUAUACAAUAUGGAAAGGCCUGAAACUGCUUUAAGUGUAGCUGAUGUCCUGGGAAGUGUCUAUCCAUUGCUCUCAGGGUAGCUCUGAUAGAAACUCAUUAGUGAACAACAUUUCAAGGUCGAUCUCUAUGUCAUCUGCAGGAAUUGAGGUUUGAUAUGCAUCCCAGAACUCUGUCCCUUGAAUACCAGACAAAACCGGACAUCGCUUCAUUCCGGGCUGCGGUUCAGAAUUCACAGCUGGAGGUAGGCCGUGGUCGUAAGUUGCCGCGAGGGGAAGAGGGCAGAGUAAAUCUAAGACAGACUUGAACAGAUAAAACAUAUCAGGGAAUUCUCCGGGGUUCCGGCCAGACUGUGAAAGCUUUUCCAUACGAUUCGCCAAGCAUUCAAGGUACCUGGUUAGGGUCCGAGAUUCUUCUCCAACCGCUGCAAUGAUGCCUGGCAGACCAGCUGCA